Carassius gibelio (silver crucian carp) is the source of this 6502-nucleotide messenger RNA. RefSeq names its product FERM, ARHGEF and pleckstrin domain-containing protein 1-like. Gene Ontology annotation, molecular function: cytoskeletal protein binding; guanyl-nucleotide exchange factor activity. Gene Ontology annotation, cellular component: cytoskeleton. The record is from RefSeq and is a predicted model, not a curated record. The transcript is spliced from 27 exons. Lineage: Eukaryota; Metazoa; Chordata; Actinopteri; Cypriniformes; Cyprinidae. The coding region runs from base 246 to 3338 and encodes 1030 amino acids.
CUGGAGGCGGUGUUUUAUUGUAUGAAAUCAGUUUGGGAUUCGUCCGUCGGCGUCGUUCAGUCAUGGCGUCCGGGAAGACGGUGGAUUGAAGCGCUCCCCGCGAAUAACCACCGACAAACCGACUCAUCGCGACUUUAACCGCUGCAUCGCGCUUUGUUUUCGCGAGAUAUCAUUUAACAACACAGUUGCGGAGCUACCCAGUCACAAGGAGUUUUAAUUCAGCAGUAAAGGUGUGUUUGAGCAGUAUGGUGGAGCCAGAGGAGCGGCCCUCGGUGGCAGGACAGAGGCUGGGGGCCCCCGAAAGCAUGGGCAUCAGCACGCUGGAGCCCGGCCAGCGGCCUCCCACCAUGCCCCCCGGCCGACAGGUCGCCGUCCGGGUCCAUAUGUUGGAUGGCACUCAGGAAGUCUUUGAGGUCUCGCAACGUGCUUCAGGGAAGGUGCUGUUUGACCUGAUUUGUGCCCACCUGAACCUCAUCGAGGGUGAUUACUUUGGUCUGGAGUAUCAGGACCACCGUAAAAUGACCGUGUGGUUGGAUCUGCUGAAGCCGACUCUAAAACAAAUCAGACGACCCAAGAACACCAUCCUGCGGUUCGUGGUGAAGUUCUUCCCUCCUGAUCACACGCAGCUGUUAGAAGAGCUGACCAGGUAUCUUUUCGCCUUGCAGAUCAAGCACGACCUGGCCUGUGGACGUUUGACCUGUAAUGAAAGCAGUGCCGCUCUUCUGGUUUCUCACAUAGUGCAAUCUGAGAUUGGAGACUUUGAUGAAGUGCAGUGCAAACAACAUCUACUCAACAACAAGUACAUUCCUGAGCAGGACACACUGAUGGAAAAGAUCAUUGAAUACCAUCGGAAACAUGUUGGGCAAACACCAGCUGAAUCCGACUACCAGCUUUUGGAGAUUGCACGGAGACUUGAGAUGUACGGAGUGCGCCUUCACCCCGCGAAAGAUCGCGAGGGAACGAAGCUCAGCCUCGCCGUGGCCCAUUCUGGUGUGCUGGUCUUUCAGGGACACACCAAAAUAAAUGCUUUCAACUGGUCUAAAGUCCGCAAGUUGAGCUUCAAAAGGAAGCGCUUUCUCAUAAAACUACGACCUGACUUAAACCAGAGUAACUGUCAGGAUACUCUGGAGUUUAUGAUGGGAAGCAGGGACUGCUGCAAGGUGUUUUGGAAGAUUUGUGUGGAGUACCAUGCCUUUUUUCGCCUGUUUGAAGAACCCAAACCCAAGCCCAAACCAGUUCUGUUUACCAGGGGUUCCUCCUUCAGGUUCAGUGGCCGCACACAAAGGCAGGUGAUUGAUUAUGUAAAGGACUCUGAAUUCAAGAAGGUUCCAUUUGAAAGAAAACACAGUAAAAUCCAGUCCAACAGCAGUCUUUCUCCAUUCCCACCCAGGCUAUGUGCCGAGGGUCAAGGAGAGAGGAAUGCCAGUGCUUCAGGACAUCAGAUGGACUCACCUAUUGGGCACGCCCAAGUGACUGUUGAAAACCCAGCUCUCCAGCGUUACACUGGGAGUCUAACCUCACAUACCAAUGGAUGCCGAAAUGGGACCACCGAUGAGCCGGAUAAUCGAUUAAAGCCAUCUCCUACCAAGCAGCAGGCCGAGCAUCUGAGCACAGGUCCAGUUUCUCGGAGCCCACAGCACAGCGAGUCUUCGUCUGCAAGCCAAGUGAUGAUGAACGGCCAGAAACAGAGUCUUAAGCUAGGCCAAAGUCCAGACGGACGGCAGCCUUCUCCUCUCACCACCCCUUUACUGACCGACACUGGCUUCGUCCGCACAGACGACGAGGACGAGGUUCGGAGGAAGAGGUUUCCGACUGAUAAAGCGUACUUUAUCGCCAAAGAGCUCCUGACCACAGAGAGGACGUAUCUGAAGGAUCUGGAGGUCAUAACUGUGUCCUUUCAGAAGUCCGUAGGGAAGGAUGAAGCCUUGCCGGAUUCCUUGAGGAAUCUCAUAUUUGCCAAUUUUGAACCGGUGUACAAGUUUCACGAGAGCUUUCUGAAAGACGUGGAGCAGCGACUGGCUCAGUGGGAAGGCAGAUCUAAUGCACACAUCAAAGGAGACUACCAGCGUGUUGGAGAUGUCAUGCUGAAGAAUAUCCAGGGUUUGAAGCUGCUGACGGCUAAUUUUCAGAAGCAUUCGGAGUCGUUGCUGGAGCUGGAGAGGAUGUGUCGCUCGUCCCGGAAGCUGGAGGGUCUGUGUCGAGACUUUGAGCUCCAGAAGGUCUGUUACCUGCCGCUCAACAUCUUCUUCCUGCGGCCGCUGCACCGCCUCAUACACUACAAACAGAUCCUUGAGCGACUCUGCAAACACUAUCCACCGACACACGACGACUUCAGAGACUCGCGAGCUGCGCUUGCUGAUGUUUCUGAGAUGGUUGUGCAGCUUCACGGCACCCUCAUGAAGAUGGAGAACUUCCAGAAGCUUCUAGAGCUCAAGAAAGACCUCACUGGCAUCGACAGUCUUGCACUUCCUGGACGGGAGUUUAUCAGACUUGGUUGUCUCAGCAAACUCUCUGGAAAGGGUCUACAGCAGAGAAUGUUCUUCUUGUUCAAUGAUGUUCUGAUGUACACUAGUCGAGGGAUGACAGCCUCCAAUCAGUUCAAAGUGCAUGGCCAGCUUCCCCUGUAUGGCAUGACGAUCCGUGAAAGUGAGGACGAGUGGGGCGUCCCACAUUCCUUCACUCUGUUUGGACAGAGACAGUCCGUGGUCGUGGCUGCCAGUUCAGCGUCUGAGAUGGAGAACUGGGUGGAGGACAUCAAGAUGGCCAUUGAACUGGCGGACAAAUGCAAUGGUCCCUCGGCUGAGAUCCUGUCCAGCAGUUUCACUGACAGCAAAUCCCCUGAGGAAUCUAGCGCUGACCAGGAAUCAGAAGAUGACCUGAGUGCCUCACGGACGUCUCUUGAGCGGCAGACGCCUCACCGUGGUAACACCACGGUUCACGUGUGCUGGCAUCGCAACACCAGCGUGUCCAUGGUGGAUUUUAGCGUAGCGUUAGAGAAUCAGUUGUCCGGGAACCUGCUGAGAAAGUUCAAAAACAGCAACGGUUGGCAAAAGUUAUGGGUGGUCUUCACCAACUUCAGUCUGUUCUUCUACAAAACACACCAGGAUGAAUAUCCUCUGGCCAGCCUUCCUCUUCUGGGAUACUCCAUCACCAUUCCCUCGGAGUCUGAGAACAUCCAUAAAGACUACGUCUUCAAGCUCCAUUUCAAAUCACACGUCUACUAUUUCAGAUCUGAGAGCGAGUACACGUUUGAGAGGUGGAUGGAGGUGAUCCGCAGCGCCACCUGCUCCUCCAGUUACAUCUGCUCACUGAACCGCAAAGAGCCGCAAGUCUACUGACCAAAGACCCUCCACAGUCUGCCUGAUCACACACACACACACACACACACACGUCAGGUUCUCUAUCAGGUCCUCUCAACACACUUUAACAUGUUUCUUAUGGAAGAUUUUUGUGUGAUAUAUCGUUGUUUCACUUUAUCGAAAAAUUCAGAAGGCUUUGAAUGGUUUUAGAUGUUUCGUAAGUACAUGAAGUUUCGUAAGUACAUGAAAAUAUGGAUUCAGUGCCAGGAAAUACACAUAUUAUCAUAACAUCAGGUCAAAGGGAAACACUACCAGUUUUGCAGUUCAUUUUAAAUUUAUAAGACACAAAAUCCUUGUUAGUAAACAACAGUCCUCAUUCAUGAAAUGCAAGAACUGAUUUGUGUAAAUCAUUUGUAAAAUUUGUAAGAAUGCUUUCAGGAAUGAUUUUUUUUUAAGUGAAUGCAGUGGUUGAAUGUUGAAUGAGAUGAUUUAUGCUUUUGAAUGUUUUAUUGGUUGUAUAUGAGAGUGUUCUAUAAAUGGUUUAUUGAAGGCUUUAGUGUAUGUGAGACUGGAUAUGUUGAAUUGAAUGUGACGUUUAAUCUGAGGGUUUUACGAACAAUUUACACAUGAGCUUCUUCUGUUGGUGUUUCAUGAAUGAGGUCUAAUGCCUGGAAAAGUUGUCAGGGAAACAUCUCUGGACUGUUUUUACAUUUAGAAACAAUACUCUUUUUAUUACUGACUUAUGUUCUGAUUUUUUAAAUGGCUGACGCUUUCUGUCUACAUCUCCGUGAAAAAAAAAAAAAAAAAAAAAAAACAAUGUGCAGGUCAUAUUUCACUCCAAAAUUGCUUGGAGAAAAAAAUAUAUAUCAUUUUUAGUAAUUAAAUCUUUUGUUUUUACAUAAAAGAUUGCCUUUUCACAAUUGUUUAGUUUUUCUUUUCUUUUAUGACAAAUUUUCCCUGAAUUUUAUAUUAUUGUAAUGCCAACAUAUAUGUAGUACAAUUGUUAGUUUACAUAAUGGUUUUACUUUUUGUGCAAAAUGAAAAUAAAUUCUUUUAUUUAAUUAAUUUUUCAUUAAAACACUAUUAUAUUAGAAAAACAACCUGUGCGCCUCAGCUCACACCUGUAGACGCAUCUAUGCACACGCUGGAUUUGUAAUGUUUUAGCUGGGUUUUACGGCAUAUGCUGCCUUCAAGCGUUUUUACCGCACUCAAACCUUUCUUUUGUAGGAUGUCAUUUUUAUACAAGUUUUGAUACUAACUGUGAACCACUCCACACUAGUUUUGUGAGGGAUUUGCUAUAAUCCCUCAUAAUUUCACAUUAUUCUGUCUUGGUACAAAAAAAAAAAAAAAAAAGGAAUCCAGCUGCCUUUUGUCGAACUGCUUGAGUGCCAAAUUUAUUCUCUUUAACCUUUUUUUUCACACUGUAUAUAUAAACAAUAACAACAAUAUGGAUAUGUUGGCAGAGAUGUAUGUUUGACACUGUGUGAACGUGUUCAGAAUAAACAAAUCCAUAUAUAUAUAGAAAUGUGCUGCGUUUGUCAUUUACAUUUGGAAAAAUAACAACAAAAAAAAGUUUUAUUGUAAAGUGCAAUUUAGAAAACUCAUAUAAACACUUCUAAGGCAGAUGAAUAAAUACACCUGAUCUCCAGAUAUACAGUACUAAUGUGUUUUGUUACAGCACUACAUUUAUUCAAGAUUGUGUCCAUAUUACAUAUAAUAAUAAAUUGUACCCGGAUCCUUUGACAGUUGACUCUAUUGACAUCCCUUGAAUGAAUUUCCUUGGAUCCUGGCACUUUUUAAAGGGGGGGUGAAAUGCUAUUUCAUGCAUACUGAGUUUUUUACACUGUCCAUGUUUAGCAUGGGAAUCCAACUCUUUAACAAAGUUUCAAAAAUUAAGUUGUACGUUUGAAGGAGUAUUUUUGUUCCCAAAAUACUCCUUCCAGUUUGUCACAAGUUUCGGAAAGUUUUUUUCGAGUAUGGGUCUGUGUGAUGUUAGAUGGAGCGGAAUUUCCUUAUAUGGGUCCUGAGGGCACUUCUGCCGGAAGAGCACACGCUCCCGUAUAGCAGAGCAGAGACAUUCACUGAUCAGAGCUUGAGCUUCGCAAAAUGUCACAAAAGGAGUGUGUUUUUGGUUGCCAGGGCAAGACAACCCUGCACAGAUUACCAAAGAAAGAGUUGUGCAAGUGUUUGUGUUUGUUCCCUGUAUUUCGAAGAUGCUUGUUUUACAAACAUGGCCCAGUUUGACAACGGAUUUGCAUAUCGUUUAUUUCUUAAGGAUGAUGCAAUCCAAACGAAAAAGGGUCACGAUCGUGUGUUGGAACCGCAGGCGGUGAGUAAAACUGCUUAAAAUAUCUCUGCCUCCUUGUUAGUGCGUCCGCCUCCCAUCGGAGACCCGGGUUCGAGCCCCGCUCGGAGCGAGUCGUUGCUGCUGCUGCUCUCGUUCAGUUUCAGCCUCUGGAUCUGAUUCUGGAUCAUAAACGGCUAAAUCUGACUGUAAGCCAUGGUUAGUUUUGGAUGAUGGUUUUUCCCUCACGGUAAUGUCACAGCUUCCAAACGCUCUCAACACAAAGCCUACUGGCGCUCGUGAUUCUUUAGCUCCGCCCACACGUCACGCCUCCAGCCGGUCGUGUUUUUCCGGGAAAAAUCGGUACAGACUAUCUUUCUCUUAUGAAUAUAAUAAAACUAAAGACUUUUUGGAGUUAUGAAGGAUGCAGUACUACCCUAUAGGUACUCAAGAUUAACAGGAUAUUGAGUGAAAACGAGCAUUAAGGUAUCACAUAUUUAUACCACAUGCUGAAAUGAAUAUGUCAUAUUGGAGUCUUGCAGAGUGACAAUUUAAAAAAAAGGGGGGGGGGGGGGGGAUUCAGUUUUGAAUAAAACAAAAUGAUCAGAUACUGAAGUGUAAAUGUAAAUCACACAUGAAUGAACUGACAUACAAUGUCUAAAGAAAACAUCUGACAUCUAACAACAUUAGAUAAUAUACCAUCAGAAGUUGAUCGAGGAAGUCUUUUUUCCUCCUGUGAUAUGAAAUAUUACUCCUAUUUAUUUGCCAAAACUAAAAAAGCUCAGUGUUGUUGUGGUAGGUUUCAUUGAGAAACAUGACGACCGAAGCCAAUCAAAGACCAGUAUAUUGUCAUGAAUGUUGUCUCCCCUCUUCAAAAAUAAAUAAAUAAUAAUAAUAUUUAUUAUUAUAUUUAUACUUU